AAGGUUGCGUGUCCCAAUAUACUAUUUCCGGUGGAAUAUCCGUGCAUUAAGGAAGGCAUUACUGAUCCAUGAAUAUUUGCCAAUUGAUGAAUUUUUGAAGUUUGAAUAAACCUUUUUUCACCGAUGGGAUUUGGUUUGUGCUACUACCGGUGUCAGUCCAGGUUCGAGGGUGGAAGGAUAAAGGAUAACGAACUGAUUGAGUUACCGUGUCUAAAGGGCGGCUUAAAUCGUGACCAAAGAGUGAUAAAACUAUCCCAAAUUUGGCAAUGGCGGGUCAUCGCAGUGAUAAUUCCUCAGAAUUUUUCCAUAAGGAAACGUUCUUAGUCUUGAAAUAUCUGGGCUUCUGGAAGCCGGAAGAGAUGUCUAAGUGGAAAUCCAUUCUCUACAACAUCUACUCAACUCUAAUAUUAACUCUCUUCAUGACAUUUGGUCUGUUUCAAUUCUUGGGCAUUCUCCUUUUGAAUCGUCCGAAUCAGAAAGUUUUUAUCCAAAAUAUAUUCAUAACUCUCACGACAAUAUGUGUAUGUUUCAAAAGUAUCAACUGGAUUCACUAUCGUCCGAAGGUUGUCACAAUUUUGGAAAUGCUGAAGCAACAUCCGUUUAAAUGCCAGACAUCGAAGGAGUGCAUGAUCUACCAGCACUUCAGCAGUAAAAUUCGACGCAUUUUGAUUUUACCUCGUAUAUACGUCAUGAUAGUCCCAUUGCAUUAUGUGGUUGAUCAAUUAUUCACAACUCUACCGCAAAGAACAUUGCCUCUCAGCGCUUGGUUACCGUAUGAUUAUUCUACUCUAUCAGGACAGUGGUUAUCAUCCAUCUACCUUGGACUAGGUCUGUAUGUAGGAGCUCAAUUCGAGAUUACAUACGACAUUCUCUUCUUCGAAUUGAUGAUGCAAAUAGUGGGUCAGGUGAAGAUAUUGAAGAACCGAUUUCAGCUCAUGAUGGCGACACUAGUAAAAGCCAAUGGCACCAGGGACUACUUUACAAAAAAUCACUUCCUUCCGGAACACGUAUUAUUUCAUAGUUGCGUUCAAUAUCACAUCGCUAUUGUCAGAUUGGCUAGAGAUAUAAAUUCCAUCUUUGCUCCCAUUAUGAUGAUACAGUACUUGGUAACUUCGCUGGCUCUGUCUUCGACGGUUUAUCUCAUGUCCGAGACGCUGAUAUUGUCGAGGGAGUUCCUCAAAUUGGGAGGGUACUGGGUAUUUAUAUUUCAGGAGAUGUUACUACUCUGCUAUGCUGCCCAUCGUACGUAUUUGGAGUUUGAUGGCAUUGGGGAUGUUUUAUACAACUCUGAUUGGAUCGCACUUAGUGAAACAACCAAGCAAUCAGUGAUGCUCAUGAUGGUUAAUACUAAGAAACCGUUUGUUUUCAACUGCGUUGGAAUGUUAAAAUUGGAUAUCGAGGCGUUCAAAAAAGCACUUAUGCUGGCGUAUUCUAUCUACAAUAUUUUUUAAAUAAUGAAAACCAAAGCUCGUGUCACAGAACCUAAUGUCGCGGUUUUUUAUAUGAAAAGCGCUGUAGUCUAAAAUUCCGACGUUUUGUUGUCUAAUUGUUGUUCGAUAUAUUUUGUUCAUGUCCUAGUGAAUUUACCCGCAUCGUCGGUGAGAUGAUUCUGUUGUAAUCAACGAAAUAAUAG
This is a messenger RNA of Diachasmimorpha longicaudata, 1633 nucleotides long. RefSeq names its product odorant receptor 46a-like. Gene Ontology annotation, cellular component: plasma membrane. The coding region runs from base 267 to 1451 and encodes 394 amino acids. Gene Ontology annotation, molecular function: odorant binding; olfactory receptor activity. The record is from RefSeq and is a predicted model, not a curated record. Lineage: Eukaryota; Metazoa; Arthropoda; Insecta; Hymenoptera; Braconidae. The transcript is spliced from 5 exons. Gene Ontology annotation, biological process: sensory perception of smell; detection of chemical stimulus involved in sensory perception of smell.